CCCCUUUUACUUGAGAACGUUAGGCAAGAGGGGUUGGAUCUUUCACUCUCUCCCUCUUCUUUUGGGGAUACAUGUAGAGAGAUAUCUAUAUAAGCAACCAAAACUAGAGCAAAUGUUAAACCACACCGGCCCAUUUCUUCUUUUUCUUUUUCUGUUUUUUCUCUUCCCAUCCGAAGUAUGGGUGCUUGAGUGCCUAAACAAACAAUGUUAGAUAUGAAAGAUUAAAAAAUUCUGCCUACUUGCAUAAAGUCAUUUUCUUCAAAGUCUAGACCAUUCGCUCCAAUUGGACUCUGCUUUUCCCCUCUCCCCCAUUCAAAGGCACCCUCUUGCUUCCAUUCAAAGUCUUCCCAGUUCCAUAGAUCCAACUCAACUUGCCCAAGCUUCAAAAGCAAGCAGAGAUCGGUAAUGCAGGAAGUGGAGCAGCAGCAGCAGCAGCAGCUGGAGACAUGGGAAGGCUACUGGGAUUGGAGGAAAAGGCCGGCACUGAGAGGCCGCCAUGGCGGCAUGCUCGCUGCCUCCUUCGUUUUAGUGGUGGAGAUACUCGAGAACUUGGCGUAUCUGGCGAAUGCGAGCAACCUGGUCCUCUACAUGUCGGAACACAUGCAUUUUUCACCGUCGGAAUCGGCGAACUCGGUGACGAAUUUCAUGGGGACUGCCUUCCUUCUGGCACUGCUGGGUGGUUUUCUAUCGGAUGCUUUCUUAACCACUUAUCUUAUCUACCUGAUAAGUGCAGUGGUUGAGUUUCUGGGCCUGAUCAUACUUACAGUGCAAGCUCACUCGUCUUCCCUGAAACCCCCAGAAUGCGGCAACCACAAAGCCCCGUGCAUACAAGUGAGCGGUGGCAAGGCUGCAAUGCUGUUCAUAGGGUUGUAUAUGGUGGCGCUGGGCGUCGGAGGCAUCAAAGGGUCGCUGCCGGCCCACGGCGCCGAGCAGUUCGACGAGAGCAGCCCUCAGGGAAGGCAGCAGAGAUCCACUUUCUUCAACUACUUCAUAUUCUGCCUCUCCUGCGGCGCCCUGAUUGCCGUGACUUUUGUGGUAUGGAUUGAGGACAACAAGGGAUGGCAAUGGGGUUUUGGCAUCUCCACUUUGGCUAUUCUCUUAUCCAUCCCUAUUUUUCUUGCUGGCUCCAUUUUCUACAGGAACAAGAUCCCUUGUGGAAGCCCACUCACUACCAUAUCAAAGGUUCUGGUGGCUGCCAUACUGAACUCUUGCCUGGGAAGAACUUCUGGCAAUGCAAUAGCGAGCAUGGCCACAAGUCCUUCUCCUCCAAACCCCAUCAACAAGGAAGAAGAAGAAGAGGAAGAAAACGCCAUAGCCGUAGAAGCUCCAACAAAGGGCCUCAGAUUCCUGAACAGAGCAGUGGCAAACAAGCCAGUCCACAGAGCACUAGAAUGCUCGGUCCAGCAAGUCGAAGAAGUCAAGGUUGUCCUGAAAAUCCUCCCCAUCUUCGGCUGCACAAUCAUGCUCAACUGCUGCCUGGCCCAGCUCUCCACUUUCUCCGUCCAGCAAGCCGCAACCAUGGACACAAAACUCGGAUCCUUAAAAGUCCCUCCAGCUUCUCUCCCCAUUUUCCCCGUUGUCUUCAUCAUCAUCCUCGCACCAGUCUAUGAUCACUUCAUCGUCCCCUUCGCCCGAAAAGUAACCAAAUCCGAAAUGGGCAUCACCCACCUCCAAAGAAUCGGAAUUGGGUUGGCACUCUCCAUUGCGGCCAUGGCCGUAGCGGCUCUGGUCGAAAUAAAACGCAAGAGAGUCGCCUCUCAUUCCAUGCUGACCGAUUCAACCGACCAGCCAUUGCCUAUCUCCUUCUUAUGGAUCGCUUUCCAGUACCUGUUUCUUGGGUCGGCUGAUCUCUUCACCCUGGCCGGAUUGCUGGAGUUCUUCUUCACGGAGGCGCCGGUGAGCAUGAGAUCCCUGGCCACGUCCCUCUCGUGGGCGUCGCUGGCCAUGGGGUACUAUCUCAGCACUGUGAUAGUGUCCAUUGUCAACAGUGUCACCGGCAACUCCAAGCACCGGCCGUGGCUCUCCGGGCCCAACUUGAAUCACUUCCGGCUACAAGAUUUCUACUGGCUGAUGUGCGUGCUGAGUGGAUUGAACUUCUUGCACUACCUCUUCUGGGCGGCUCGAUACAAGUAUAGACCGAGAGGUGCCAAGAAGUGACAUGAAGCUGCCAUUGCCCAUUGCCGAUGAUGCAACAUCAAAAUGCCAUUGCAAGGCAAACAUCCAGUUUAGCUGUAAAUAUGCGCCAAGUAUUUGCUGCAUCUUCUUUUGGCCAUGUCUGACCAGCCAGAGAGAGAAGAUGCUUACGUAAUUUGAUGAGAGGAUGUGGAGGCUAGCUAGGGAUCUUAAUUAUAUAUUGUAUCUUGUAUGUAAAUUUGGAUUGAGUGGAUAGGCGAUGUAACCCUUCUCUCACUCCUUAUUAUAUUAUAAAUAAUUUACUUUCUAUUUUAAAUUUA
Molecule: messenger RNA, 2453 nt
Organism: Diospyros lotus (date-plum)
Lineage: Eukaryota; Viridiplantae; Streptophyta; Magnoliopsida; Ericales; Ebenaceae
Product: protein NRT1/ PTR FAMILY 4.6
Exons: 5
Coding region: 406-2157 (583 amino acids)
Biological process (GO): transmembrane transport
Cellular component (GO): membrane
Molecular function (GO): transmembrane transporter activity
Source: RefSeq, a predicted model, not a curated record